AUGGGGAGGGGCAAGGAACCAGAGGUGCCGUACACAAACCCUGUGGAAGCCAAGAAGCACCGCGACGAAGCCUCGGGACACAUCAAGAACGGCAACUAUGAUCGUGGACUCAAUUCACUAGCUAAGGAUAAACUCUUCAUGGAUUUCGAUAACGCCAAAGCUCAAGCCAGGUCCAUCUUAGGACCUACGAAGGAUGCCGAGUUCCUUCAGAGCUUCGUCCGAGUCGGUAUAGGCGAUGAAGAAGAAGAAACACCCGUGCAGAAAGCCUCAAUCAGUAAGAGAGCGCCACACUCUGCUGAACUGGAGGUCGAAGAUGAGAAACAAGCUGUCAAGGAGAGAAAGGAGUCGGUCAAGCCGAAGAAGAAAUGGAAGAGAAAGCCAAAACGAGAGAGAAGGCGAAGGGAAGAGGAAUUGUACACGGACAAGGAUCGAGCUGCUGCAGUAGUGAUGGGCUCGAAGGACAUCAAGCAGUCUUUGAACUUAAAGGAUAAAGCUGAACGUAGUAGCGCUCUGCAGCUACCUGUUGAAGCUGACGCCGGCACGCUACUAGCACUCGCUAGAGCUGAGAUGAUGAGAGAACGUUACCGUACCGCUGUGUUGUUCGUCAAUAAGGCCAUUGAACUAGCUCCUGAUGAGAAAGCAGCCUACGUUGCUCGCAGCAAAUGUUACCUCCUUCUUGGUGAGCCUCGCUCAGCACUGUUAGAUGCUGAGGCAGCCCUGAAACUAGACCCUAAGGAUGCUAAAGCCCUACUUCGGAAGGCAGAAGCUCUUUACUAUUGUGGAGAGUUUGAAAUGAGUCUAGUUCACUAUCAUCGAGGAUUGAGGGCCAGGCCUGACCUGAAUGACUUCAGACUUGGAGUGCAGAAAGCUCAGGAAGCUAUUGAAAACACCAUAGGGGCAGUCAAAGUGGUGAAGAAAGCUCCGAAGAAGAGAUCAAAAUCUGCGAGGCCUGUGCUGGGACAAUUGAACUCCGACAAGAUCUAUCUUGAGAACUUGUUGAAGAAUCCUGAUUUGGCUAUUGCAGACAAAAAGAACGACGUAGUUAUGAGGCAGGCUGAAGAAGCUAUCAGAUUCUUGGAGAACCGCGAAGAGUUCUGGAGACAACAACAGACUACAACGUAA
Molecule: messenger RNA, 1122 nt
Organism: Spodoptera exigua (beet armyworm)
Lineage: Eukaryota; Metazoa; Arthropoda; Insecta; Lepidoptera; Noctuidae
Source: the annotation of a GenBank genome assembly